Epinephelus fuscoguttatus (brown-marbled grouper) is the source of this 7993-nucleotide messenger RNA. RefSeq names its product F-actin-uncapping protein LRRC16A (gene carmil1). Gene Ontology annotation, cellular component: plasma membrane; lamellipodium. Gene Ontology annotation, biological process: regulation of Arp2/3 complex-mediated actin nucleation; cell migration. The coding region runs from base 362 to 4717 and encodes 1451 amino acids. NCBI's taxonomy places the organism in Eukaryota, Metazoa, Chordata, Actinopteri, Perciformes, Serranidae. Gene Ontology annotation, molecular function: protein binding. The record is from RefSeq and is a predicted model, not a curated record. The transcript is spliced from 38 exons.
UGAGUAAAGAAAUGUACCUCCCCGACUUAUUGUCACACACUUGGAUCUCAUGUGUUUCACACUGAAACCAGCUUUAAGCUCAGUGUGUAGCCUACCCUCCUGUCGCUACCAGCCGCUGUAAUGCGGCAGUAACUUUAGUUAUGAGUGUGUACAGUCGUGUCGGAAUGGAUGCAGACAGUCACAGUAACAGUUAGGUAAGCAGAGUGUCGACAGGUGACCAACUAAAGAAAACGGUACAACACAUACGGAAUUUCUAUCGCUUCCUCCGGUUUGACCUCACCCGUCUAGCCGCUUCUGCUCUGGGGUUUACCUGCUUCUCCUGCUCCUCGCUGGACUCUUCGGUGUUCACCUCGGCUGAAAAAUGGAGGAAAAAACGGAUAUUCCCAAUGAGCUGCUCGAGAGUGUGCGGGAGGCGGUGGGUCGGAGGGUGAAGCUGACUCUGAGGCGCAGAGUCCAGCUGGAGGUCAAAGGUGACAAGGUGGAGAACAGAGUGUUGGCCCUGGCAUCACAUCGAGCCUAUCUAUUGACAGCACGGGUCCCCUCCAAGGUUGAACACUCCUUCAGCUUCCUGGAUAUCCAGGGAAUCAGCAGCAACAAGCCCACUCAGCUGCUGUUGGAGUACGAGCGCGGUCCAUGGAAUCUCCGGCUGGGCUCGGCGGAGGAAGUGGACGAGGUGAUCGCUCACAUUGGUAGCUGUGUUCACCGGAUCUGUCCCACUGGCUCACCUGUAAAGUUGAUGAGGAAGUUGAGUCUGAAGCCUCCAGAGAGAACAGCGGCCCUCCAGGCCUUGUGGGAUGAACAGGGCUCAGCAGAUCUGGGACCCUGCGGUGGUUUUUCUCAUCAGUACUGGUGUGUGUGUGAUCACCUGGGUCUGCCGUACAGAGAGGAGGUCCAAUGGGAUGUGGACACUAUCUAUCUCACUCAGGACACCAGAGAGCUCAACCUGCAGGAUUUCAUCCAUCUGGAGAACAGGGAUCUGGUGGCAAUCAUCGCAGCUCUAGAGUACAACCAGUGGUUCACUAAACUCUCUGCCAAAGACUACAAACUGUCGACCGAUGUGUGCGAGCAGAUCUUCAGAGUGGUGGCUCGAUCCAGCCGGCUGGAGGAGCUGGUCCUGGACAACGCUGGACUGAGAAGUGAUUUUGCUCAGAAAAUGGCCAGCGCUCUGUCACACAACCCCGCCUCCACACUGCACACACUCAACCUGAGCAACAACUCAUUGGAGGACAAAGGUGUUUCUGCUCUGAGUGCUCAACUCGCCAAACUGCCAAUGGGCCUCAAGUCCCUGAACCUCUCCAGGACCUCCAUGUCUCCUAAAGGAGUGAACAGCCUCUGUCAGGCGCUCUGUAACAACCCAGUCAUCACCUCCACCCUCGCACACCUCGACCUGUCAGGAAACUCGCUCAGAGGCGACGACCUGCUGAACCUGCACAGCUUCCUGAGUCACCCAAACUGCCUGGAGACUCUGGAUCUGUCCAACAGUGACUGCUCUCUGGAGCAGGUGUGUUCGUCGUUGCUCAGAGGAUCGUUGAAGCAUCUUUCUGUCCUUAACAUGUCAAAGUCCGUCUUCUCUCACAGGAAGUGUAAAGAAAUCCCAUCGUCCUUUAAGCAGUUCUUCAGCAGCGCUCAGGCCCUGAGCUCAGUCAGUCUGUCAGGGACCAGGCUGCCUCUGGAGGCUCUCAAAGCGUUGCUGUUGGGGCUCGGCUGCAACCCAAACCUCAGUGACGUGUCUCUGGAUCUCAGCUGCUGUGAGCUGCGUUCGGGAGGCUCUCAGAUCCUGGAGGGUUGUGUGGCUGAGAUUCCCAACAUCACCAGUCUGGAUAUUUCUGACAAUGGUCUGGACAUGGAUCUGACCACGCUGCUGGUCUGGCUGGCCAAGAACCGCUCCAUCAGACACCUCUCACUGGGCAAAAACUUCAACAACAUCAAGUCCAAAAAUGUGUCUCAGGUCCUGGACAACCUGGUUCACAUGAUUCAAGAGGAGGAAUCACCACUGACCUCGCUGUCCCUGGCUGAUUCCAAGCUAAAGGCCGACCUCUCCAUCAUCCUCAAUGCACUGGGCAGCAACACGUCUCUGACCAAAUUGGACAUCAGUGGGAACGCCAUGGGAGACAUGGGGGCCAAGAUGCUGGCUAAAGCCCUGCAGAUCAACACCAAACUCAGGACAGUUGUGUGGGACAGAAACAACAUCAGUCCUCAAGGUCUACAAGACAUCGCUGCUGCUUUGGAGAAGAACUACACCAUCCGUUUCAUGCCUGUUCCCAUCAUGGAUGCUGCUCAGGCCCUGAAGGCGAGCCCAGAGAAGACAGAGGAUGCCUUACUAAAGAUGGAGCAGUACCUGCUGAGGAACCAUGAGACACGUAAAUACCUGCAGGAGCAGGCGUACAGGCUGCAGCAGGGAAUAGUCACCACCACCACACAGCAGAUGAUGGACAUGAUGUGUGUGAAGGUGCAGGACCACCUGAACUCUCUGAAGUUCACAGAGACCAACUCAGUGCAGGAGGACAUGAAGGUGGCAGAGAACUUCAUGAAAGACGCCAGGAACUCUAAGACACUGCUCCCCAACCUUUACCACCUGAAGAGCAGUGGGUCCAGUGGAGCAUGUGUUGGAGCCAUUCAGGACAAACUGGAGUCGAUGGCUGGAGAGGUGGCCCGUGUGAUGGACGAACAGCUGCAGACAAUGCUGGUAUCCAUGGUAGACACCGCUGAGGGUCUGUGUCCUCAUGUGAUGAAGAGGAGCAGCCUUCGUCAGGAGCUGCUGAAGGCCGGAGCAGGGAGGAUGACCAUCCCUCGCUGCUUCAUCACCACCACACUGCUGGAGCAGUCGGGGGUUGACAUCAUCAACAAGAUCAGUGAAGUGAAGCUGAGCAUGGCCUCAUUUCUGUCUGAUCGCAUUGUGGAUGAGAUCCUGGAGUCUCUGUCCAGAUCACAGCACACUCUGGGUGACCAUCUGAUCAGGAAGAGUCAGCCUCUGCUGCAUCAUGAACCCCAGAUGGAGACGGAGGUUUUGAAUGAGAUGGUUCUGCAGCCAGAGAAAACGGAACAGAAACAAAGCCAUGACCAGGAGCAGAAACAUGGGCUGGAGCACAUGGACACCUGCAUUAUGACUCCUAAAUCCAAGAGGAAGAGUAUUCUGGUCAGGAUGCUGCGCCCUGUCUCUGUGGCAUUUGAGAUGGAGUUUGACCUGGACAAGGCUCUGGAGGAGGUUCCUAUCCAUGUUGAGGACCCUCCUCUUCCUCCUCCUCCUCAUCCUCCACAGUCAGUGGACAGAAUGUCAACCUACUGCGGAGACCUCCCUCCUCCUCCUACCCCACUGAAUACAAAGUCCAUCUGUUUGAGCGAGCUGCCGCCUGUGGAGCACAAGGUGCUGGAGCAUCACACCAAACUCCGCCCGAAACCAAAGAAGAGGACAAAACCCAGCCGACCUCGUAAGACCACCAGCAGCUCAGCGCCACAAGAGGUAGAGCAGAACAGCAUCAUGGGAAAGCUGGACGAGGGCCUGGAUGACUUCUUCUCCAAGAAAGUCAUUAAACUCAGCUUCAAACUUCCCUCAGUGAGAAGUCCAUCCUCCAGUCCGCAGGAAGGAGCAGAUAAGAAACGUGAAUCCAGGAAGAGCGGUUUCUUCAACCCCUUCAAAUCCCGGACGUCCCGCUCAGAGAAGAGCCACGGACCCGCCUCCAUCACUCCACCCCAACCUGCUCCCUCCACCACUGCAUCACCCUCUCCCUCUAUUACACCAGUGACUGAGGAAACAACGCCGACAUCAGUCACUCCGCCCCCAAAAAGCCCUGGCACUGUGGCGGAGCCUCAUCAGGAGCUCCUCGGGGCUCAAUCAUUCGACCACACAGAUUCUGAGGUGGAAGCUUCUCCGACCGUAGCUGAGCCUGCCGAGGAGGAAAAGGAGGAUGACAGGGUGGAGAAGGAGAAUGUGGAGAAUAAGGAGAACCAGGAGAAGAAGGAGAACCCCCACAUUCUCCGCCAUAUUGGGGUCCCUGUGAUGGGCAUGGACCUGAUGGCUGAGAUGAAGGCCAGACAGGAGAGGAUGGCUGUAAGGAAGUCUGAGUCAUUACUGGACAAAGAGGAAGAAGAUAAAGCCAAGUCAGACGUCCAUCCUACUGUGCCCUCCUGUGAAGAGUCCAGACCAGAGCCGACUCCUAGGUCAAAACCUCCCAGCGUCACCCCGAAACCUCCUCCACCCCAGGCCACCAAACCCCCACUGGGGCCCCGCACCUCUGGGCCCCUCAGUCCUGCCAGUCCAACCAGUCCGACCAGUCCCAGGCCGAACAGCACCUACAUCUUUGAUGACUCUGCUGAGGCACCAGCAGGAAGCUCAUCUGCCAAAGCACCACUUCCUGCUCCUCGCCUGAAGAGGGUGCCAUCAGAGCAGGAGCAAGACAGCACCAGCAGCAACCCUGCAGGACCCCUGUCUCCACUAGACGUUGAGCUUCUGGGGGAUGGUGAUGCAUUCGAGCCACCCAGUCCGAUGGUUGAAGCGGGCCUCGGUGGCAGACAGUGGUCGUCUCUAAAGAGUUCAGCCAGUCCUCCUACUGCAACGGAGGACAGCCGAGAGCGAGCCAAGUCCCUCCCUGCAAACGUGAAUCCUCCAUCUGUGGCAUGCACAGAUCUCAGUCCAGCUGAGGAGGACCUUCCAUCUCCAGCCACUCUCAAGUCUGAUAACAAAUCAGAGGAUGAGUCCGAUGACGCCCUUCCAGCCUGAUGAUGUUAACAGUCUCGAAAUCCUGCUCCACUGUCGACCAGGAGCUCAAUCACAUACAGACAGUCAAAGUCAGAGACAGUGGACAAUGAUUUAAUCAUAUAUUUACAAUUCCAGGGGAGGCACAUAUAAAGGGGGCAUUUCAGUAUUUUGCACGUCCUGCUGUUAUCAGAGAAGUUUCCUAACUUCGGAUCAGUCCAGGCUGUCAGGCCAAACGGACAAAACAACAGCUCCAUUACUGUCUCUGUCAACAUCUCUAAUAGGACUAUAAAGAGCUGAGCAGAUGGGUUUUAUCUGCUGCAGAGACAAUCUGCAGUUGUUUAGCUAACCAGGUCCAGCUAUAAAAAGCUCAGUUAGUCCAAAGCACUGAGGAGAAGGAGUCUGACUGUCUGAACAGGUCCAGACUGAAGCAGUUUGGUUUUACUGUAUUUCUGUUCUGCAGGUAAACUGUUGGUGGUAAGUCAGCAGAUGAGACUCGAAAUAUGAACAAGUCCCAAAGAUUCUUUUGUACCCUGCAGACAUUCACUCCUUUUCUUAAAACAGUAAACUGUUAGAAAUGUUAGAAAAUGCCCAAAUUAGGAGCAGCUGGAAGAGAAACAACAAGAAAGUGUCAAAAACCAAAGAAUAUUUACUCUCUGCUGCUAGAGCCAAAGAUUAAAUCUUUUUUUUUUUAAUAUCUUAAAAGCUCAAAGUGACGUUGAGUCUUAUUCAACUUUAAACAAAUGAGUCAGUUUUUUGUUUUACCAGAACCGUAUUUUAAUUUUAGUAGAACGUCCAUCUUGUUCAUGACUGCUAAUGAUGCUUAUGAUGCCAACUUGACUGGUGAAAAAUUGCUGAAGGUUUUAUUUAAUACCAAGGACUGUGGCAAAUUGGCUGUAUGUAGAAAAAAAAAUCCUCCUAUCCUAAAAAGCCAUAUCUUGGAUGUUAUUAUAUAUAAUUGCAGGAUUUAUUUGUAACAUUCUUUGUGUCAUCUUUGUCGAGUUGCCUCUUAAGCAGCUUUUAAAUCCCACCUCAAGGUCAUCAUCAGUGAAUUAAGUUUGCUCAGUUGUCCUAAUAAUGACCUGAUAUACAGUAAACAUAUCUAUAUAAAACCACCUAUUAUGUAGCAAACACCAGUCUGCAUCUGCUGAAGAUGAUGAUUGCAGAGGUGGCUGAAAGCUCAGGAAAAAGCAAGGAAUGCUCAGUUCAGACCAAAGAUUCGCAACAAGACGAACUGAAACAGUGAUUUGCAAUGCACCAUUUUGCAACGUUUGAAAAACUUUCCAGUUCACACCAGUGCAACUAGAUGAGAUGGUGUAUUAUCUCUAUGCAGCGACUCUCUGUACUUUAGUUCUGAUUUGCAGCUUUUCAGGCUUAGUUUGUGGUUGAAUUUAAUUUGUAGCUUCUUAAAAUAUGAAUGAGGACAUUGAUAGUGAGACACUGGCAUUUGUAGUAGUGAUGAAACGGCGAAAAACAGAAUCAAAACCAGCAUCAGAUGGACUGUAUUUAUAAUAAAUACACCACAAUAAUAUGAAUAAACAGCGCCAAUGAAUCAGUCAGUGAGAAUGUGUGUAUGUGAGGGGGCAUAAGCACAUACAGCGAACAGCAGUAGCGACCCACCGUCUGACACCGGCACAUGAUGAGGACCGAAACCGAGGGCUCAGCAGGGACGGAGCACCUGUCGCAGCAAGCAAACACCUUGUCUGCUGUCAUUGUGACUUGACCAGCGGACUUCACUACAAGCUGACUGGCUGUUGAAACAGAUGACUUUCUCUAAAACCAGCUGCCGGCGAUUUGACCAGCCAGCUUGAUUCAAGCUCAGACUGGCCAGCUCACACUGCUAAAACUUUUCUCAGCAAUGUUGUAAAGCAGUUUUGUCUCGUCGCAAAUCUUUGGUCUGAACUUGGCUUAACUUAAGAUUAUUUUGUCAAACUACUAUUUCCAAAACAAAGAAGCUUAAAAACAAAGUAUAGUAUCAGUUCUACAGACAUUUCACACUGUAAGGAAUAUUUAACUGAGAUUUUUACAGUGAAAAUUCAGAGCUGCAGAAAAACAACUCUUCUGGUUGAGUUAAUGCUGCGUUCAUAUCAUGUCAGAGUUACCAUGAUUUGUAAAUACAGUUCCUGACGUGUAAAUACUGUUCAUGUCAACAUCCAAGUUCACAAAAAAGUCAGGAGAAUUUUCUGAGAGAUCCCAUAUAAGGCUGGGUGAUAUGGAGAAAAUCAAAUAUGACAUUUUUGACUAAAUACCUUGAUGUAGAGAUGAUACUGCAGGGUUGACUAUUGGUUUUUUAACAAAAUAUUUACAUAAUGAGAUUUUUGAUAAACAAUCAGUAAUGUGGAUAUAAUAUCUCAGUUGGUAAAUGUAGCUAGAACAUUCCAAUGCAAUCACACAAAAAUAUGUUGGCAUUGUACGUUUCUGCAAACUACAGAUACAGUCAGGUCCAUAAUUAUUUGGACAAUGAUACAGUUGUCAUCAUUUUGGCUCUGUACACCACCACAAUGGGUUUUAAAUGAAACAAUGAAUACCUGCUUAAAGUGCAGACUCUCAGCUUUCAUUUAAGGCUUUUUUCAAAAAUGUAGUAUGAACCGUGUAGGAAUGACAACCAUUUCUUCACACAGUCCCCCAACUUUAAGGGCUCAUAAGUAUUUGGACAAACUAACAUAAUCAUCAAUUAAACAGUCAGUUUUAAUACUUGGUUGCAAAUCCUUUACAGUCAAUGACUGCCUGAAGUGUUGGACACAUAGACAUCACCAGAUGCUGGGUUUCUUCCCUGGUGAUGCUCUGCCAGCCCUUUACUGCAGCCGUCUGCACUUCCUGCUUGUGUUUUGGGUGUUUUGCCCUCAGUUUUGGCUUCAGCAAGAGAAACGCAUGCUCAGUUGGAUUCAGGUCAGAUGAUAUGACUUGGCCAUUGCAGAACAUUCCACUUCUUUGCCUUAAAAAUGUCUUUGGUUGCUUUUGCAGUAUGCUUCAGGUCAAUGUCCAUCUGCACUGUGAAGCAUCGUCCAAUGAGUUUUGAAGCAUUUAGUUGAAUCUGAGCAGAUAAUGGUGCCCCAAACACUUCAGCUUUCAUCCUGCUGCUCUUCUAAGCAGUCACAUCAUCAAUAAAUACAAGAGAACCAGUUCCACUGGCAGCCAUACAUGGCCAUGACAUAACAGUACCUCCACCAUGCUUCACUGAUGAGGUGGUGUGCUUUGGAUCAUGAGCAGUUCCUUCCCUUCUUCCUUCUCUUGUCUUCCCAUCAUUCUGGUAGUUGAUCUUUGUUUUAUCUGUCCAUAGUAUGCUGUUCCACAACUGUA